AUGUCUGGGCCUCUCGAAACCCUCGCCAAACCCUCCGCCUUCUUCGUGCGCCAUGUCCGCACAAACGCGAUCUCUCGUAUUCCUCCUAUCGCUCGUCGGUCGGCCUCGCCCCUCCCCUGUCGCAUGGCAGUGUUAUCGCGGGACAAACUUGAAAGAGAAGCCGCAGCCAAGAGUCCCGACUUGCGUCGUUGCUUAGGCCACCAACGACUUCUCCGCCGCUCAAUAGAAGCUGCACAAGAGGAUGCACGGAAGGCCAUGGCAUCAUUCCAGCUAGAAGAAAGUGACGACGAGGACGAGAUCUUUGGAGACGACGAAGACGCUCCUCCCAGCCCUAUGAUCCGGGAACAGAUCACCAAGGCUGUCAAAGGAAUGAUCAAGCGUCGUGCAGCCAGUCAAGUUCAAGAGACCGACAAUACCAAUACGGCGCCGCAACUGAUGCGCAUCAGCUCCAAGAACGAUAGCAGCUGUGACUUGUCAGCGAGACAACCCAAUGCCUUCUACAAAACGCCAUCAGUCACAACGAAACGUCGCAAACCUACCACAAAGUUUGCCUUUACCCGACUGUGGUCGUCAUCCAAUCAAUCCGUGCAGGCAAUGGCUAGCUGA
Molecule: messenger RNA, 606 nt
Organism: Aspergillus nomiae NRRL 13137
Lineage: Eukaryota; Fungi; Ascomycota; Eurotiomycetes; Eurotiales; Aspergillaceae
Exons: 1
Coding region: 1-606 (201 amino acids)
Source: RefSeq, a predicted model, not a curated record